Aspergillus alliaceus is the source of this 357-nucleotide messenger RNA. RefSeq names its product autophagy-related protein 8. Gene Ontology annotation, molecular function: phosphatidylethanolamine binding. Bases 1 to 357 code for a protein of 118 amino acids. The transcript is spliced from 3 exons. Lineage: Eukaryota; Fungi; Ascomycota; Eurotiomycetes; Eurotiales; Aspergillaceae. Gene Ontology annotation, cellular component: autophagosome; cytosol; fungal-type vacuole membrane. The record is from RefSeq and is a predicted model, not a curated record. Gene Ontology annotation, biological process: cellular response to nitrogen starvation; macroautophagy.
AUGCGCUCCAAGUUUAAGGACGAGCACCCCUUCGAGAAGCGCAAGGCAGAAGCCGAGCGUAUCCGUCAGAAAUACGCAGAUCGCAUUCCUGUAAUCUGUGAAAAGGUCGAGAAAUCAGACAUCGCCACCAUCGACAAGAAGAAGUAUCUAGUUCCCGCAGACCUCACCGUCGGACAGUUCGUCUAUGUUAUUCGCAAGCGCAUCAAGCUGUCUCCCGAGAAGGCUAUCUUCAUCUUCGUCGACGAGGUACUACCACCAACGGCUGCACUCAUGAGCAGUAUCUACGAAGAACACAAGGAUGAAGAUGGCUUUCUGUACAUCACAUAUUCGGGGGAGAACACCUUCGGCGAUCUUUAA